Molecule: messenger RNA, 9985 nt
Organism: Octopus sinensis (East Asian common octopus)
Lineage: Eukaryota; Metazoa; Mollusca; Cephalopoda; Octopoda; Octopodidae
Exons: 26
Coding region: 139-9543 (3134 amino acids)
Biological process (GO): protein folding
Molecular function (GO): ATP hydrolysis activity; calcium ion binding; ATP-dependent protein folding chaperone
Source: RefSeq, a predicted model, not a curated record
UUAAAAUAACGCCAUUGGGAUUCCCCUUCUUCAAAAGUUGUGGCUUGGCGUCGUUGUCAGGCCGGUGGAAAGGAUACUGGGGGCUUGGGACAUUGGCACACGAAUCAACUGUACUUGUCAUUCAUUAAAUUCUACAACAUGCUAAAACAAUUUACGUUUUUAGGAGUCCUUUGGAUUGUCUUAUGGUCUGCUUGCAUCUCAGCUGCAGCAGCUAGUGAUGAGACACCUGAAGCGGUUAGUGUGGAAGAAAGCAUUGGAAAAUCACAAGAUGGUUCAAGAACAGAUGAUGAAGUGGUUAAAAGAGAGGAGGAAGCAAUUAAGCUUGAUGGUUUAAAUGUUGCUCAAAUGAAAGAACUACGAGAUAAAGCAGAAAAACAUGCAUUCCAGGCUGAAGUAAAUCGAAUGAUGAAGCUUAUUGUAAACUCUUUAUAUAAAAAUAAGGAGAUCUUUCUUCGAGAACUUAUCUCUAAUGCAUCUGAUGCAUUGGAUAAAAUAAGAUUCCUGGCUGUUACUGAUCAGAAUGCACUUGCAGCCACUGAAGAACUGAGCAUAAAGAUAAAGGCUGAUAAAGAAAAUCACAUACUUCAUAUAACAGACACUGGCAUUGGAAUGACUAAAAGUGAUUUAGUCAACAAUUUAGGAACUAUUGCCAAAUCUGGUACAAGUGAAUUUCUGAAAAAGCUAGAUACAUCUGGAAGUACAGAAAUGAGUGAUUUGAUUGGUCAAUUUGGUGUUGGUUUCUAUUCAACUUUCCUUGUUGCCGACAAAGUAAUGGUUACUUCCAAGCAUAAUGACGAUGACCAAUAUAUUUGGGAAUCUGAUUCAGACUCUUUCCAAGUAUCAAAAGAUCCACGUGGCACUACUCUUGCUCGAGGAACUACUAUUAGCUUGCAUCUGAAAGAAGAAGCUCAUGAUUAUCUUGAAGAAAAUACAUUGAAAGACCUAAUUAAGAAAUACAGCCAGUUCAUCAAUUUCAACAUUUACCUUUGGACCAGCAAGACAGAGAAAGUUGAAGAACCAGUUGAAGAUGAAGAGGAGAAGCCAGCUGAAGAAAAAGAGGAAGAUGAAGAAGAGGAGGGUAAAGUUGAAGAAGAAAAGGAAGAAAAACCAAAAACAAAAACUGUUGAAAAAACUACAUGGGACUGGGAAUUACUAAAUAGUGUAAAACCCAUCUGGACUAGAAAACCCAAUGAAAUAACUGAUGAUGAAUAUAAUGCCUUUUACAAGUCUAUUAGCUCUGAUUUCACUCCACCCAUGGCUAAAAUUCAUUUCACUGCAGAAGGUGAAGUCACAUUUAAAUCCAUCUUAUAUGUGCCCAAAGUUUCUCCAAGUGAUACUUUCAACAAUUAUGGAAAGAAAGCUGACCGUAUUAAGAUGUAUGUUCGUCGAGUUUUCAUUACUGAUGAUUUUGAAGAUAUGAUGCCAAAAUACUUAAACUUUGUCUCAGGAGUGGUCGACUCAGAUGAUCUCCCAUUGAAUGUAUCACGAGAAACAUUACAACAGCAUAAACUUCUUAAAGUCAUCAAAAAAAAACUUGUUCGUAAGACAUUGGACAUGAUUAAGAAAAUUGACAAAGAAGAAUUUGCAAGCUUCUGGAAAGAGUACAGCACAAACAUCAAGCUUGGAGUGAUUGAAGAUCCAUCUAACAGGACUAGACUUGCUAAACUUCUACGAUUUUAUUCUUCCAAUUCUGAAACUGAACAAACAAGUUUAGCUGAAUAUGUGGAAAGAAUGAAAGAAAAACAAACAGCUAUUUAUUUUGUGGCUGGAACAUCACAGAAGGAGGUGAAAAAUUCACCUUUUGUGGAGCGACUACUUAAGAAAGGUUAUGAAGUACUCUAUCUAAUAGAGCCUGUUGAUGAAUACUGCAUUCAAGCUUUACCAGAAUUUGAAGGCAAAAAAUUCCAAAACGUUGCCAAAGAAGGUUUAUCUCUUUCUGAUUCUGAAAAUGCUAAGGAAAAGAAAGAAAGUUUAGAAAAAGAAUAUGAACCCCUACUGAAAUGGUUGAAAGAUGAUGCAUUGAGCAAUCAGAUUGAAAAAGCUACAGUUUCUGAAAGAUUGUCUUCCUCCCCGUGUGCCUUGAUUGCUAGUCAAUAUGGUUGGUCUGGCAACAUGGAAAGAAUUAUGAGAGCCCAAGCCUAUGCCAAAGCUAAAGAUUCAUCACAGGACUAUUUUGCUAACCAGAAAAGAACACUUGAAAUAAAUCCCAGACACAAGCUUAUCAAAAUGUUGAAAGAAAAAGUUGAGAGUAAUAAAGAUGAUCCAACAGCCAAAGAUCUAGCUGUCAUACUUUUUGAAACAGCAACUAUGAGAUCAGGUUAUUUAGUUCCUGAUACUGCUGGUUUUGCUGGUAGAGUAGAGAGAAUGCUUCGAUUGAGUUUGAAUAUUGACGGUGAAGAUAUGGUUGAGGAAGAACCUGAAGAACAAGAGGAGCAAGUAGAACAGGAAGAAAAGGUUGAUGCUGAUGCAAGUGAAACAGAUGAAAAGGAAGAAAAAGUCUGCACAUUUUGUAAAAGAAAAAUACUUUCGAUUGAUGCGAAAACCAGCUCUGCAAAACUGAAGAAGGACAGUGGUGGACACGGUAUCCCUAAUCACCUAAAGAGAGACAGUGAUGGUGACGGUAUCCCAGAUUACAAGGAAGAUGCUGAUGGUGAUGGUAUCCCAGAUUAUCUUGAUGAUGAUGAUGAUGGUGAUGGUAUCCCUGACCACCUAGAGGGAGACAGUGAUGGUGAUGGUAUUCCAGAUUAUAAGGAAGAUGCUGAUGGUGAUGGCAUUCCAGAUUAUCUCGACGAUGAUGAUGAUGGUGAUGGUAUCCCUGACAACCUAGAGGGAGACAGUGAUGGUGAUGGUAUCCCAGAUUACAAGGAAGAUGCUGAUGGUGAUGGUAUCCCAGAUUAUCUCGACAAUGAUGAUGAUGGCGAUGGUAUCCCUGACCAUUUAGAAGGGGACAGUGAUGGUGAUGGGAUCCCAGAUUACAAGGAAGAUGCUGAUGGUGAUGGUAUCCCAGAUUAUCUGGAUGAUGACGAUGAUGGUGAUGGCAUCCCUGACCACCUUGAGGGAGAUAGUGACGGUGAUGGUAUACCAGAUUACAAGGAAGACGCUGAUGGUGAUGGUAUCCCAGACCAUCUCGAUGAUGACGAUGAUGGUGAUGGAAUCCCUGACCACCUAGAAGGAGACAGUGAUGGUGAUGGUAUCCCAGAUUACAAGGAGGAUGCUGAUGGUGAUGGUAUCCCAGAUUAUCUUGAUGAUGAUGAUGAUGGUGAUGGUAUUCCUGACCACCUAGAAGGAGACAGUGAUGGUGAUGGAAUCCCAGAUUACAAGGAAGACGCUGAUGGUGAUGGUAUCCCAGACCAUCUCGAUGAUGACGAUGAUGGUGAUGGUAUCCCUGACCACCUAGAAGGAGACAAUUAUAAGGAAGAUGCUGAUGGCGAUGGUAUCCCUGAUCAUCUGGAUGAUGAUGAUGAUGGUGAUGGUAUACCGGACCACCUCGAGGGAGAUAGUGAUGGUGAUGGUAUUCCCGAUUACAAGGAAGAUGCUGAUGGUGAUGGUAUCCCAGAUCAUCUUGAUAAUGAUGAUGAUGGUGAUGGUAUUCCUGACCACUUAGAGGGAGACAGUGACGGUGAUGGUAUUCCAGAUUAUAAGGAAGAUGCUGAUGGUGAUGGUAUCCCCGAUUAUCUGGAUGAUGAUGAUGAUGGUGAUGGUAUCCCGGACCACCUCGAGGGAGAUAGUGAUGGUGAUGGUAUUCCCGAUUACAAGGAAGAUGCUGAUGGUGAUGGUAUCCCAGAUCAUCUCGAUAAUGAUGAUGAUGGUGAUGGUAUUCCUGACCACUUAGAGGGAGACAGUGAUGGUGAUGGUAUUCCAGAUUACAAGGAAGACGCUGAUGGUGAUGGUAUCCCAGAUUAUCUUGAUGAUGACGAUGAUGGUGAUGGUAUCCCUGACCACCUUGAGGGAGACAGUGAUGGUGAUGGCAUCCCAGAUUACAAGGAAGAUGCAGAUGGUGAUGGUAUCCCAGAUUAUCUUGAUGACGAUGAUGAUGGUGAUGGCAUUCCUGAUCACCUAGAGGGAGACAGUGAUGGUGAUGGUAUCCCGGACUAUAAAGAAGAUGCUGAUGGCGAUGGUAUCCCAGAUUAUCUUGAUGACGAUGAUGAUGGUGAUGGUAUACCUGAUCACCUCGAGGGAGACAGUGAUGGUGAUGGUAUCCCAGAUUAUAAGGAAGAUGCUGAUGGUGAUGGUAUCCCAGAUUAUCUGGAUAAUGAUGAUGAUGGUGAUGGUAUCCCAGACCACCUCGAGGGAGACAAUGCUGAUGGUGAUGGUAUCCCAGAUUAUCUGGAUAAUGAUGAUGAUGGUGAUGGUAUCCCUGACCACCUCGAGGGAGACAGUGACGGUGAUGGUAUUCCAGAUUACAAGGAAGAUGCUGAUGGUGACGGUAUACCAGAUUAUCUCGAUGAUGAUGAUGAUGGUGAUGGCAUUCCAGACCAUCUUGAGGGCGACAGCGAUGGUGACGGUAUCCCUGACUAUAAGGAAGAUGCUGAUGGUGAUGGUAUUCCAGAUUAUCUUGACGAUGAUGAUGAUGGUGAUGGUAUCCCUGAUCACCUCGAGGGAGACAGUGAUGGUGAUGGUAUCCCGGACUAUAAAGAAGAUGCUGAUGGUGAUGGUAUCCCAGAUUAUCUUGACGAUGAUGAUGAUGGAGAUGGUAUUCCUGACCAUUUGGAAGAUGCUGAUGGUGAUGGUAUCCCAGAUCAUCUCGAUAAUGAUGAUGAUGGUGAUGGUAUCCCUGACCACCUUGAGGGAGACAGCGAUGGUGAUGGAAUCCCAGAUUACAAGGAAGAUGCUGAUGGUGAUGGUAUCCCAGAUUAUCUGGAUGAUGAUGAUGAUGGUGAUGGUAUCCCUGACCACCUCGAGGGAGACAGUGAUGGUGAUGGUAUUCCGGACUAUAAAGAAGAUGCUGAUGGUGAUGGUAUCCCAGAUUAUCUCGAUGAUGAUGAUGAUGGUGAUGGCAUCCCUGACCACCUCGAGGGAGACAGUGAUGGUGAUGGAAUCCCAGAUUACAAGGAAGAUGCUGAUGGUGAUGGUAUCCCAGAUUAUCUGGAUGAUGAUGAUGAUGGUGAUGGUAUCCCUGACCACCUAGAGGGAGAUAGUGAUGGUGAUGGUAUUCCAGAUUACAAGGAAGAUGCUGAUGGUGAUGGUAUCCCAGAUCAUCUCGAUAAUGAUGAUGAUGGUGAUGGUAUCCCUGAUCACCUCGAGGGAGACAGUGAUGGUGAUGGUAUCCCAGAUUACAAGGAAGAUGCUGAUGGUGAUGGUAUCCCCGAUUAUCUUGACGAUGAUGAUGAUGGUGAUGGUAUCCCUGACCACCUUGAGGGAGACAGUGAUGGUGAUGGAAUCCCAGAUUACAAGGAAGACGCUGAUGGUGAUGGUAUCCCAGAUUAUCUGGAUGAUGAUGAUGAUGGUGAUGGAAUCCCUGACCACCUCGAGGGAGACAGUGAUGGUGAUGGCAUCCCAGAUUACAAGGAAGAUGCUGAUGGUGAUGGUAUCCCAGAUUAUCUUGAUGAUGAUGAUGAUGGUGAUGGUAUCCCUGACCACCUAGAGGGAGAUAGUGACGGUGAUGGAAUUCCAGAUUACAAGGAAGAUGCUGAUGGUGAUGGCAUCCCAGAUCAUCUUGAUAAUGAUGAUGAUGGUGAUGGCAUACCUGACCACCUCGAGGGAGACAGUGAUGGUGAUGGAAUCCCAGAUUACAAGGAAGAUGCUGAUGGUGAUGGUAUUCCAGAUUAUCUGGAUGAUGAUGAUGAUGGUGAUGGUAUCCCUGACCAUUUAGAAAUAGACAGUGAUGGUGAUGGUAUUCCAGACAAGCUAGAUACAGAUAUUAAUGCUGAUGGUAAAAUUCUGCCAUCGUCACGAAGUAAAGAUACAGAUGGUGAUGGUAUCCCAGACUAUCUCGAUGAUGAUGCAAAUGGAAACAAUAUACCUGAUAAAUUAGAAGUUGACUCAGAUGGUAAUGGAAUAUUGGAUUAUAAAGAAGAUACAGAUGGUGAUGGCAUACCAGAUUAUCUAGACUGUGAUGCGAAUGGUAAUGGUAUACCGGAUAAGUUAGAAAAAGACAGAAAAGGCAAUAAAAUCAUGGAUUACAAAAAGGAUACAGAUGGAGAUGGUAUACCAGAUUAUCUCGAUGAUGAUGAUGAUGGUGAUGGUAUUCCUGAUCACUUAGAAGGAGAUAGUGAUGGCGAUGGUAUCCCAGAUUACAAGGAAGAUGCUGAUGGUGACGGCAUCCCAGACUAUCUUGACGAUGAUGAUGAUGGUGAUGGUAUCCCUGACCACCUUGAGGGAGACAGUGAUGGUGAUGGUAUUCCAGAUUACAAGGAAGAUGCUGAUGGUGAUGGCAUCCCAGAUUAUCUUGACAAUGAUGAUGAUGGUGAUGGUAUUCCUGACCACCUCGAGGGAGAUAGUGAUGGUGAUGGCAUUCCAGAUUACAAGGAAGAUGCUGAUGGUGAUGGCAUUCCAGAUUAUCUCGACGAUGAUGAUGAUGGUGAUGGUAUCCCUGAUCACUUAGAAGGAGACAGUGAUGGUGAUGGUAUCCCAGAUUACAAGGAAGAUGCUGAUGGUGAUGGUAUUCCAGAUUAUCUUGACGAUGAUGAUGAUGGUGAUGGUAUCCCUGACCACCUUGAGGGAGACAGUGAUGGUGAUGGAAUUCCAGAUUACAAGGAAGAUGCCGAUGGUGAUGGUAUCCCAGAUUAUCUUGACGAUGAUGAUGAUGGUGAUGGUAUCCCUGAUCACUUAGAAGGAGACAGUGAUGGUGACGGUAUCCCAGACUACAAGGAAGAUGCUGAUGGUGAUGGUAUCCCAGAUUAUCUUGACGAUGAUGAUGAUGGUGAUGGUAUCCCUGACCACCUUGAGGGAGACAGUGAUGGUGAUGGUAUCCCAGAUUACAAGGAAGAUGCUGAUGGUGAUGGUAUCCCAGAUUAUCUUGACGAUGAUGAUGAUGGUGAUGGUAUCCCUGACCACCUUGAGGGAGACAGUGAUGGUGAUGGUAUCCCGGACUAUAAAGAAGAUGCUGAUGGUGAUGGUAUCCCAGAUUAUCUGGAUGAUGAUGAUGAUGGUGAUGGUAUCCCUGAUCACUUAGAAGGAGACAGUGAUGGUGACGGUAUCCCAGACUACAAGGAAGAUGCUGAUGGUGAUGGUAUCCCAGAUUAUCUUGACGAUGAUGAUGAUGGUGAUGGUAUCCCUGACCACCUAGAGGGAGACAGUGAUGGUGAUGGUAUUCCAGAUUAUAAGGAAGAUGCUGAUGGUGAUGGUAUCCCAGAUUAUCUUGACGAUGAUGAUGACGGUGAUGGUAUCCCUGACCACCUCGAGGGAGAUAGUGAUGGUGAUGGUAUCCCAGACUACAAGGAAGAUGCUGAUGGUGAUGGUAUCCCCGAUUAUCUUGACGAUGAUGAUGAUGGUGAUGGUAUCCCUGACCACCUAGAGGGAGACAGUGAUGGUGAUGGUAUUCCAGAUUAUAAGGAAGAUGCUGAUGGUGAUGGCAUCCCAGAUUAUCUUGACGAUGAUGAUGAUGGUGAUGGUAUCCCUGACCACCUCGAGGGAGAUAGUGAUGGUGAUGGUAUCCCAGAUUACAAGGAAGAUGCCGAUGGUGAUGGUAUCCCAGAUUAUCUGGAUGAUGAUGAUGAUGGUGAUGGUAUCCCUGAUCACUUAGAAGGAGACAGUGAUGGUGAUGGUAUCCCAGAUUACAAGGAAGAUGCUGAUGGUGAUGGUAUCCGAGACAGUGAUGGUGAUGGUAUCCCAGAUUACAAGGAAGAUGCUGAUGGCGAUGGUAUCCCUGAUCAUCUGGAUGAUGAUGAUGAUGGUGAUGGUAUCCCUGACCACCUAGAAGGGGACAGUGAUGGUGAUGGUAUCCCAGAUUACAAGGAAGAUGCUGAUGGCGAUGGUAUCCCAGAUUACUUGGACGAUGAUGAUGAUGGUGAUGGAAUCCCUGACCAUCUUGAGGGAGACAGUGAUGGUGAUGGUAUCCCAGAUUACAAGGAAGAUGCCGAUGGUGAUGACUACAAGGAAGAUGCUGAUGGUGAUGGUAUUCCUGAUUAUCUGGAUGAUGAUGAUGAUGGUGAUGGUAUCCCUGAUCAUUUAGAAGGAGACAGUGAUGGUGAUGGUAUCCCAGAUUACAAGGAAGAUGCUGAUGGUGAUGGUAUUCCAGAUUAUCUUGAUGAUGAUGAUGAUGGUGAUGGAAUCCCUGACCAUCUUGAGGGAGACAGUGAUGGUGAUGGUAUCCCAGAUUACAAGGAGGAUGCUGAUGGUGAUGGUAUCCCAGAUCAUCUUGAUGAUGAUGAUGAUGGUGAUGGUAUCCCUGACCACCUUGAAGGGGACAGUGAUGGUGAUGGUAUCCCUGAUUACAAGGAAGAUGCUGAUGGUGAUGGUAUCCCAGAUUAUCUGGAUGAUGAUGAUGAUGGUGAUGGUAUUCCAGACCACCUUGAAGGGGACAGUGAUGGUGAUGGUAUCCCAGACUACAAGGAGGAUGCUGAUGGUGAUGGCAUCCCAGAUUAUCUUGACAAUGAUGAUGAUGGUGAUGGUAUCCCUGACCAUCUUGAGGGAGACAGUGAUGGUGAUGGUAUCCCAGACUACAAGGAAGAUACUGAUGGUGAUGGUAUCCCUGAUCACUUAGAAGGAGAUACUGAUGGCGAUGGUAUCCCUGACCACAAAGAAGAUGCCGAUGGUGAUGGUAUCCCAGAUUAUCUUGAUGAUGAUGAUGAUGGUGAUGGUAUCCCAGAUCACUUGGUAUUGGACAGUGAUGGUGAUGGUAUCCCAGAUUAUUUGAAGGACACUGAUGGUGAUGGUAUACCUGAUUAUAUUGAUGAAGAUGAUGACAACGAUGGUAUUCCUGAUACUUUAGAUGAUGAUAAAGAUGGUGAUGGUAUCAUUGAUUUUGCAGACCCUGAUUCAGAUGGUGAUGGUAUUCCCGAUGCCCAAGAAAUUGAUAAUGCUGAUGUAGACUUAGAUACUGACGGUGAUGGCAUUCCAGAUUAUCUUGAUGAUGAUGAUGAUGGUGAUGGUAUCCCUGAUGCUGAUGAAGAGUCUGACGGUGAUGGUGAUGGUAUACCUGACCAUUUAGAUGCCGAUAGUGAUGGGGAUGGUAUCCCUGAUGAUUUGGAAGGAGACUCUGAUGGUGAUGGUAUACCUGACUAUAAAGAAGAUGCUGAUGGCGAUGGUGUCCCUGACUAUUUAGAUGAUGAUGAUGAUGGUGAUGGUAUCCCAGAUAGUGAAGAAGAGGCUAGCACAUGUGAAGGUGAUACUUGUGAGGAUAAAACUGAUGAUGAGCCAGGUCUAAUUUCACAACUAAUGUCAGUGGUAGAGGAGCUAAAGUCAAAGAUGCCUCCAUUAAUUGUACUGGAAGAAGAUGAUGGAAAGGGAAAAGAAGCUGAUAUUUUUGCAGAUGUCAAAGAAAUUGAACAGCAAGAUCAUGAACAGAAGAUUGACUUACUCACAGUUCUUGAGCAUGCUUCAACUCACACAUAUAAACAGUUUAUGGACUAUUUCACUACAUCAGAUGAAAAAGAUCGGUAAAUGAGUUUAAAGCAGAAAUAUCAAGUUUCUAAAAUCAUGAGAUGCAUUUAGUAGCAUCUAUGGUAAAUGGAAUUACCAAAUUUUAUUUCGAUUCCUUGCAAGACAUUUUAACAUCUAGGAAACAUGUGUAAAAUCUCUAUAUGGUUGAUUUCAUUUCGUGAAAUAAGAAAGUGAAAAUCUUUCAAGAAAUCAAAAUUCAUUUUAAAAAGAUCUUGUCAAAUAUAACAACAUGUGGCAGGCAAUUAUAUUUGAAUCUAAUGAUUCAUCUUCAUAUCAAAGAAGGUAUGAAUGAGGAAUCUUUAUAUAAAGAGAAUAGCUAUGUAACAUGCAUAUAUAUAAAUCUGUGUGUGUGUGUGUAUGCUCAUACACACAAUAUAUACACAUAUAAUUAUUUUCGUUUUAUAUAUAUGUAUAUACAUAUGAAUCUCUCUCUCUUUAUAUA